Molecule: messenger RNA, 1088 nt
Organism: Corylus avellana
Lineage: Eukaryota; Viridiplantae; Streptophyta; Magnoliopsida; Fagales; Betulaceae
Product: Plastid-lipid associated protein PAP / fibrillin family protein
Source: RefSeq, a predicted model, not a curated record
GUUGCAGACCAAUCUUGGAGCAAGAUAUCACUGAGCUUCUUCUUCUUCUUCCUUCUGACGAAACCACAGUAGAAGGAAGAAGCUAAAGCUUACUGUACUUGUCUUCGAUUUAUGGCCGCCAAGCUUCUCCAACCACCAUUCCAAGCUUCCCAUGUAAUUGCUCCAAAACCAAGAACCACAAAAAUGGUGAAAACCCAGAGGUUUCUCCCUGACACUUAUCUAAUGAGCAAGAGCACAAUCUUUGGCGAUUUCCCAUCUGGGUUUACACCCAUUUACACCACCAAAGUUACAGAACAGAGCUCCGGCAUUGUUGGGGAUGAAACACUUGCCCAGAUCAAAACAGAGCUUUUCCAGGCCGUACAAGGAGUAAACAGAGGUAUAUUUGGAAUCCCAUCUGGAAAGAAAUCUGAGAUUGAAGGUUUGGUAAAGCUGCUAGAGUCUCAGAAUCCAACUCCAAAUCCUACUGUGAAGCUAGAGAAGGUGGGUGGAUCCUGGAAGCUACUCUACAGCACCAUUACAAUCUUGGGUUCCAAGAGAACCAAGCUGGGAUUGAGAGAUUUCAUUUCCUUGGGAGAUUUUUUGCAGAUCAUUGAUGUUGCUAAGGGAAAAGCAGUGAAUGUGAUCAAGUUCAGUGCAAAGGGACUGAAUUUGUUGAAUGGACAGCUCACUGUUGAGGCGUCCUUCAAGAUUGCAUCAAAAUCAAGAGUUGAAAUUAAUUACGACAAGUCGUCGAUCACUCCUGCCCAGUUGAUGAAUGUGUUCCGGAAAAACUAUGAACUUCUACUUGGCAUCUUCAAUCCACAAGGCUGGCUCGAGAUUACAUAUGUAGAUGAUGACAUCAGGAUAGGGAGGGAUGAUAAAGGCAAUAUCUUCAUAUUAGAGAGAUCAAGAGAAUGAGGAAUAUGGGUCCGGGUCCUGAGGUUUAAAUCCCAGUUAGAAGAUCUCUCUGGAAGGGCUUAAUCAGUUCAUCAACAUAACAAUCAUCAUUGCUUUACUUCAAAAAAUGUUAGGUUGUAAGUCAAAUAAACUGCAGGCACCUUUUCAAAAAUAAUCCAGUGGAAAUAUUAGGGCAUGAAAAUUUGUUUCAA